CCACGCCCCUCGCUGUGUUCCGGGAUGCGUCUGCGCGCAGAGCCUUGAGAUGCAUCCGCCUCGUCUAAAGCAGGUGUUGGACACCUCAGUCCUGGGAGGAGGUGGGUAACCUCCACAUUUGCUCCCGGGCUGGAGGAGAUCCGGUGCCCCUCUGCCGAGAGGGACAGUCCCAGACUCUUCCCAGACACGAGCUGCAGCCCCCACCACCUUGCCACCACCUUGCCGACCCUUCUGGAAGUAGCUUAGCCUUUAUGUGCUUUGGGUUUUACCUCUUGAAGCUGUUUGCUGCGGACUCACUUGUGCAGUUAUUCCCCAUUCGUGGAACAGUUGACAAGGUGGCCUUCAUGGCUGUUCCACAUGAUUCACAGGAACCUUCCUAUCUGCUUCCCCCAGACCCUGAGGACUGGGAAGGACGAGACAUCCCAGACUUUGUUUAUGGACAGAAGGACCUCGUAGGGAAGGGAAUUCAGUGGCCAAGGAAUGCACCCAGCACCCUGGACGAACUGCCACGGUCCCGCUUCGACUCUGCCCUCUGCUCUGCGUGGAUACAGCGAGUGGAACUGGGCCUGUUUCGAUACCGCCUAGAAGAUCUGCAGACCCAAAUCCUCCCUGGUUCCGUGGGGUUUGUAGCUCAGCUGAAUAUAGAGCGAGGAGUACAGAGGAGGCGCCCUCAGAAUAUCAAAAGUGUAAGGCAGGAAUUUGACCCCGAACAGUUUAACUUCAAUAAAAUCCGACCUGGAGAAGUCCUUUUCCGUUUGCAACGGGAGCCUAACGGCCCAGCUGCCCCAAAGCAAGAGGACAUCCUUGUGGUGAUCAAUGUCAGCCCCCUGGAGCGGGGCCAUGUACUGCUGGUGCCUGAGCCAGCUCGUGGCCUCCCCCAGCGCCUGCUGCCCGGGGUGCUGCGGGCCGGGCUUGAAGCUGUGCUUCUGAGCUCGCACCCAGGCUUCCGCGUAGGCUUCAACAGCCUGGGAGCUUUGGCCUCUGUGAACCAUCUGCACCUGCAUGGCUACUACCUGGCCCACCCACUGCCUGUGGAGGGCGCCCCAAGCACACCUCUGGAUCCAAAGGGCUGUCUACAUCUGCUGCAGUCGCUCCCAGCUCCUGGCUUCCUCUUUUACGCUAGUGGGCCAGGGCCUGACUUGGAAGCCUUGAUUAGCAGGGUAUGCCGGGCCACUGACUAUCUGAGUGACCACGAGAUUGCACAUAACUUAUUUGUGACCCGGGGAGCUCCACCUGGGCAGGCAUCCUCUUCCUCAGGCCUCACUGGGAUCCGAGUCAUUCUGUGGGCCCGGAAGUCCAGCUUCGGAAUUAAGGAAAGCGGGGCUUUCAACGUUGCACUCUGUGAGCUGGCCGGCCACCUACCGGUUAAAACAUCCCAGGACUUCGGCAGCCUGACAGAGGCAGCUGCAGUGGCCCUCAUCCAGGACUGUCUGCUGCCCCAAACUCAGGCAGAGGAGGUACAGGCAGCACUGGUGGCCCUGGUGGCCCAGGAAGAGCUGUGAUUCUUCAGUUCUUUCUUUACUGAUUUGAGGCCCUUUCUAAAGACUUAAUCACUGGCAUCUGGGCAUUUCAUGACUACCUUCCCACCUCUCAGCUUGAGGAGUAUAGCGAAAGCACUGAAUGAAUGAAUGAAUGAAUGAAUGAAUGAAUGAAUGUAUUCUCGUGAAGGUUUCAAUUGCUUCUCAUCUCUCUUCUUAGAUAAGCCCUAGGGGUAACAGAUCUGCCUUUAAGGGCCAGCGAGAUCACUCAGUGAGGGGGACGAGUGCUUGCUGCCAAGCCUGUCACCCUGGGUUCACCCUCCAGAACCCACACGGUAAAGGUUGUCCUCUGAGUCCCACAUACAUGCCAUGGCACAUACACACCCAUCCGUGUACACAUACAUGAAAGUGAGUGUAUCUCAAAUAAAGUAAAUGUGCCAGGUGGUGGUGGCACACACCUUCAA
Messenger RNA from Peromyscus leucopus (white-footed mouse), 1942 nucleotides. RefSeq names its product GDP-D-glucose phosphorylase 1 (gene Gdpgp1). The transcript has 2 exons. The coding region runs from base 252 to 1502 and encodes 416 amino acids. Gene Ontology annotation, biological process: glucose metabolic process. The record is from RefSeq and is a predicted model, not a curated record. NCBI's taxonomy places the organism in Eukaryota, Metazoa, Chordata, Mammalia, Rodentia, Cricetidae. Gene Ontology annotation, cellular component: cytoplasm. Gene Ontology annotation, molecular function: GDP-D-glucose phosphorylase activity.